This is a messenger RNA of Orbicella faveolata, 1559 nucleotides long. RefSeq names its product inosine triphosphate pyrophosphatase-like. Lineage: Eukaryota; Metazoa; Cnidaria; Anthozoa; Scleractinia; Merulinidae. The record is from RefSeq and is a predicted model, not a curated record. Gene Ontology annotation, molecular function: nucleoside triphosphate diphosphatase activity. Gene Ontology annotation, biological process: nucleoside triphosphate catabolic process. Gene Ontology annotation, cellular component: cytoplasm.
ACUUGAUUUCUAUCCCUAAGCGAGACGACAAUCAUCCUAGACCUUUUCAUAUGGGAGUUGCUCCCCGGGCCCUUACUUUCACGAAGGGCUAUCGCUCGACACAUCAGCUUCCAAAGCCUCAGCGGUUAACUGUUUUAAAUGAAUUAUCAAAAGGAUGGAACAUUUAUCUUCUCUGCAGCCUAUACUCGAGCUAGACUCGUUAAACUCUACACCCAGCAAUCAAAGAGCAGCAUGUCUAUGCCUGUAGUAGGAGCUUAUUAUCCGUUUUAUCAUACGGGUAUUGGCACAAUCUAGAAAACACGCGGAAUAUUGUAAUUUAUUUUUAUCUUAUUUAAGUAUCUGUUUCCAGUCAACAGCCAGGUACUCUAAUUUCAUCCAAUUCCGCGGCAAAAACUCUUUAUUUCUAUGUGAAUCGUAAAAGGCAUCAUUAAAAUGUAUAACGUUGUUUCUUUCCCACAAACCGACCAUUAUCACAGACAAACGAAGGUAUAAACGAUUAUCAACUGCGCGGCCUUAGGCCAAGCGUGGUUCAUGUUUUGCCGGGGUGAUGUUUUUUUUUUACUAUAGUUUUGGUAGUGACUUAUCCCGUACCCCUGCGCGGUCAGCAGUAACGCUUUGCAGCGCCGAUCGAAAAGCAAAUAAACCUGGAAAGUACGAACGUUUUAGCACGUAACAAAGAAGUCAUUUGUCUCGUUUCCAUUGUCACGCUCGAAAAGGCCUGGCGACGAGUUUAAUUGUUUCAGUUUCGCGCCCGCAAUUUAGUGACUGUGGGAGAGUGAAAGAAGAUCGCGAAGGGAGAUCAGAACAAAAUGUCGAGAAAUACGUUAGCAUUUGUGACGGGGAAUCACAACAAGCUCAAAGAAGUUGUUGCGAUAUUAGGAGACACAUUUCCCUGGAAAGUGGAAUCCAGGAAUAUAGAUUUACCUGAAUUUCAAGGUGAACCUGAUAAAAUCUCUGAGGAGAAGUGCAAAGUUGCUGUUAGAGAGAUUGGAGGUCCAGUGAUAGUUGAAGACACAUGCUUGUGUUUCUCUGCCCUAGGAGAUCUUCCAGGACCUUAUAUAAAGUGGUUCUUGAAGAAGUUAGGACCAGAAGGUCUAUACAGACUUUUAACAGGAUGGGAAGAUAAGUCAGCAUAUGCACUUUGUACCUUUGCAUAUUCAACAGGAAAACUUGAGGACCCUGUCAUGCUUUUUAGAGGAAAAACAAUGGGCAAAAUAGUUGAACCCAGAGGUCCAAGGAAUUUUGGAUGGGAUCCAUGUUUUCAACCAGAUGGCUUUGAACAGACGUAUGCAGAGAUGCCAUCAGAAAUCAAAAAUUCCAUUUCACACAGGGGUAAAGCUCUGAAGGCAUUAAAGGAACACUUUGAGAGUACAGUGACAGCCAAUGAAAAUCAAAGUGAUGAACCAGUAAAUAAGAAACCCAGGAACUUCACUGAGAAAACAUGAACAGCAUCAAUAUUGAUACUGCAUGAAAGUAACAUUGGUCACUUGAUGUACAUUGUAUAUUUAAAUAUUUUCUGCUUCUGUUGAGUUAAUUAUUAAAAAAAAAUCAUUAACAUU